This is a messenger RNA of Panthera uncia (snow leopard), 712 nucleotides long. It is a transcript of the gene WFDC2, whose product is annotated as WAP four-disulfide core domain 2. Bases 27 to 455 code for a protein of 142 amino acids. Lineage: Eukaryota; Metazoa; Chordata; Mammalia; Carnivora; Felidae. The transcript is spliced from 4 exons. Gene Ontology annotation, cellular component: extracellular region. Gene Ontology annotation, molecular function: peptidase inhibitor activity. The record is from RefSeq and is a predicted model, not a curated record. Gene Ontology annotation, biological process: antibacterial humoral response; innate immune response.
ACCAGCACCCCGCCCGGCGCAGCACCAUGCCUGUCUGCCGCCCCGGCCUGCACGCCGUCCCCCUCCUCCUCGGCCUGCUGCUGCUCGGCCUCUCCCCUGUCCCAGGUGGGCGUCUUCCGGGACUAGGGCUCCUGGCCCCACUGACCGUCGGCCUCCCAGGCAGAGAAGCGGAGAAAACGGGCGUGUGCCCCCAGCUGCAGGCGGACCAGAACUGUACGCAGGAGUGCCAAUCGGACGCCCAAUGCGCCGACAACCUCAAGUGCUGCCAGGCCGGCUGCGCCACCAUCUGCCACCUGCCCGACGAAAAGCAAGGUUCCUGCCCCCACGUGAACACUGACUUCCCCCAGCUCGGCCUCUGCCAGGACCAGUGCAAGGUGGACAGCCAGUGUCCUGGCCUGUUGAAAUGCUGCUACAAUGGUUGCGGGAAGGUGUCCUGCAUCACUCCCGUCUUCUGAGGUGUGAAGCAGAAGAGGUGAGUCCAGGACCUGCAGAGAAGUGCAGGCAGAGCCCCAGGGCCUCAGGAAGGUGAGGCUUUGCUGUGCAUGUGUGUUGGAAGGGGGGAGUCGGGGGGGUUUGGUCCAGAAUUUAAGCUCUGUCUUCUUGUCUAGUAUUUUGCGUAUUGCUGUUGAUGUAUUAUUAUGGUUUUCUUCCUCCAGCUCUAGCCACCACCACCCGAGGAGUGGGGGAGUGGAAGUUUCUGCCCGGCCCUGCC